UGACAUAUGCGUUUACCUUAAAUUUAUCGCUUCUCACUUAAAUUUCUAUUCGCUAGUAUGUACUUUUAUUUUGGGCUGUCUAUGUGACGUCAUAAGGCUGCGCCGCGCUCCUGCUUCUGUUGUGAUUCGGCUGUAGAAAGGUGAAAAAAAGACUGCUGAGAUCUACAUGACAUACAGUUAUAAAGAUGACGUUUAUUAAAGAGGAGAGUGAAGACUUGAAGAUUGAAGAAGCAUUCAGAGUCAAACAUGAAGAUACUGAGACACAAACAGACUUCAUGGCUUUGAAAGAGGAGAGACAAAAAUUAAAUGAAGUGGAAGGGAAAGACCAGUGUGAGAAACAUCAUGAUUUCAUAAAUGGAGAAAAAUCUUUUAGCUGCACACAUACAUCUUCACAAAAAAGAGUUCAAACGAAUGGAAGUAAUUUCACCUGCUUUCAGUGUGGAAAAAGUUUCACUCGAAAAGGAAACCUUAAUGUCCACAUGAAAAUUCACACCAGCAAGAAGCCGUACACAUGCCCUCAGUCCGGAAAAAGUUUUACCUUUAAAGGAACCCUUAAUACCCACAUGAAAAUUCACACUGGAGAGAGUCAUUACACCUGCAACCAGUGUGGAAACAGCUUCUCGCGAAAAGGAAGUCUUAAGACUCACAUGAGACUUCACACUGGAGAGAAACCUUAUACAUGUCCUCAGUGUGGAAACAGUUUUACACGUAAAGGAACCCUUAAUACCCACAUGAGAAUUCACACUGGAGAGAAGCCUUACACCUGCAAACUGUGUGGGAACACCUUUUCACGAAAUGAAAGUCUUAAGACUCACAUGAGAAUUCACACCAGAGAGAAGCCUUACGCGUGUCCUCUGUGUGGAAAGAAUUUUACACGUAAAGGAACCCUUAAUGGCCACGUGAGAUGUCACACUGGACCUCACUUCUCACAAAAAGAAGGUCUUAAGACUCCCAUCAAAAUUCACACGGGAGAGAAGCCAAGGUGUUUCACAAACAAGAAAUGUCUUAAGAAUCAUGUAGGAACUCAUGCCAGAAAGAAGCCUUUUAUGUGCCAUCACUGUGGAAAGAGUUUCACACUUAAUGGAAACUUCAAGGUUCACAUGAGGAUUCACACUGGAGAGAAGCCUUUCACAUGUGAUCAGUGUGGAAAGAGUUUCAGACAUAAAGUAACGCUUAAUUACCACAUGAGGAUUCACUCGAGAGAGAACAGUUUUCUGUGUCGUCAGUGUGGAAAGAGUUUCACAGACAGUAAAGAACUAAAGAGUCAUGUAAUAACUCACCGUAAUAACACUGGAGCAAAUACUUUCAUGUGCCAUUACUGUGGAAAGGCUUGCAUUAACGCAGCAAACCUUGAGAUUCACAUUCGAGUUCACACUGGAGAGAAGCCUUUUAUCUGUCUCCAGUGUGGAAAGAGUUUCUCACUUAAAGGAAACCUUCAGACUCACAUAAGGGUUCACACUGGAGAGAAGCCUUUCACAUGUCUUCAGUGUGAGAAGAGUUUCGCAUAUCAAAGAGACCUGAAAGGCCAUAUGCAAACUCACUCUAGAAAGAAAUCGCAGAGUUCUGAGUGUGACAAGAAGUUUCGAAAAAGAAGCGAUUUUAAAAAUCACUUGCACAUUCACUCUAGAGGAAAGAGAUUUAAUUCUGUUCAGUGCAACAAAGUUCUAUUGCAAUCACACUUACCGAUGCAUCUGAAAAGUCAUUCAUAUAUGAGACUCUAUUUGUGUUCUAUAUGUGGAAAGAGUUUUAAAUGGCUCAGCAAUUUAAAAUGGCACCAGAAAAUAUGUAUUAUGUGAAAUUAAUUUCAAUUGUUUCAAACAUCACUCAUUAAUUUUUCAUUUGAUUGAGUUUAAAACCUCCAAAAUGUAAAUAAUUAUUUUUAUUAAUAUUAUAAACAAUUAAUAAUGUAAAAUAUUAGAUAAAGUUGUAGCUUGCUGUGAAAUGCCACAAUGUUCUGUAAAUGAGCAAUCAUAAAUGAAAGGACAUAAAUGGAAUGAAAUAAUAAACAUUGCAUUAUCUGAUUCAA
Cyprinus carpio (common carp) is the source of this 2026-nucleotide messenger RNA. RefSeq lists its product as uncharacterized. The record is from RefSeq and is a predicted model, not a curated record. Gene Ontology annotation, cellular component: nucleus. Gene Ontology annotation, biological process: regulation of transcription by RNA polymerase II. NCBI's taxonomy places the organism in Eukaryota, Metazoa, Chordata, Actinopteri, Cypriniformes, Cyprinidae. Gene Ontology annotation, molecular function: DNA-binding transcription factor activity, RNA polymerase II-specific; RNA polymerase II transcription regulatory region sequence-specific DNA binding.